GAGCAAAUAAAAAAAAUACUUUACGCAUCGCGCAUCAUCGUGACGAUCUAAUGUGGUAGUGAAACGAUGGCCACAUCAGCUGGUCAGUAGGUGGUAAAAGCGCACAGUAAUCAGAUGGUAGUUAGCGCAAGCCCAUACUCGCGCCACAGUUACUUAUCGCGCUUGAAACGUGCCUGUGUAUUCAUCCGUUUAUAGCCUCCUUCCCGACGAAGUCACUUCCCAAUGUACGCGCGGAACGCAUGACGAUCAAGUGCGAUCGACGGCGAUAAAAAAGCAUGUGAUCUGAGGCAGGAAAAGUGUUCUCUGAGCCCAAGUGCAUUUGUUGUGUUGAGUCAGCAGCGGCCACAAAUCCUGUACCCUAAGUCCUACCGCUUAUGUGAACAUCUUCUUGUGCUGGAGUGGACAAAACGAUACGGACGAUUUUGGACGAGCGUAACAGAAAUGUUUGAAAAACGAUUUAAACGGCCAAGCGUAGCGAAUGGAGACGGUUUAAUAUUGUACUGCAACCAAUAUAGUUACUACUGCCACAAGGUUCUGCAGGCACUGCACGAGAAAGGGAUCCGGUUCACCAAGUAUGAUAUCGAUGUUACCAAUGAUGAACACUUUUCCGAAUGGUUCCUGGAGCUGAAUCCGCGUGCCGAGUUGCCGGUGCUGCAGAAUGGAUUAUUAAUCGUGCCUGGUUCAAGUCGCAUACUGGACUAUCUGGAGGAAAAUUAUCCUAAAAACAAAGCCCUCCGGAUGCCAAUCGGAACGGAUAAACUGAUUGUUGGCUUUCGGCAGACGAUCGAAAGUUUACCGAUCGGUGUUAUAACGAUCGGAUCCUUUCUUCAUCCCCAGCACGUGGGUAGUCCAAAGUUUCCGUUCGUAUUGCCCGUGCGUCAAACGAUUCUUGCCCGCGAGGAAACGCUUGCCCAGCGGUUACGGUCGUACGCAACCGAGUAUCCUGCUUUUGCGGAGGUUCUGCUAAAGAAGGCUGAUUUCCACGAACGCAAACGAAGCAUCAUUGCGAGCGAAGAAUAUUUCUGCAAGCUUUUGGUAGCGUUGGACGAAUUUCUGACCAGUGUGGAACAAUAUCUAGCAACGAUCGAUAUCGGCCAGUGUUGGCUAACUGGUGCGGACACGUUCACGAUGGUUGAUAUCAGUCUCGGUACGCUGCUGCACCGAUUGUACGUACUCGGGCUGGAGGAUCGUUUUUGGGGCGCCGGAAAAAGACCCCACGUGGGGGAAUACUUUGCUAAGGUCUGUCAACGGGAAUCGUUUCAAAGUGUACUCCCGUCGAAGGUGUCGAUUUUGCGCACGGUAUGGAUAAAUACGCCACCGGUUUAUAAGGCCGGACUAGCUGCCGUCUCAUCCGUGCUAAUCAGUUCCACUCUUUUGAAGCGAUAAUAGUUUCACCAGCGACUCGCUGAUGUGGGGAGAGGUGAAUUCACAGCCGCUAGCUAACACGAUUUUGUGUUUUUGGUUAUUCCUUAAAAAAUAAGUUAAAUCACUGUUACUAUUUUUCGUGCAUAACUAGUAACAUGUAUUAAUGCCAUCUCUUUCCAUUCGUUCAAAUUCUUGUCCCUUUUCCCGCUUGUUUUGGCUAAUCAUGAUAAGCACUGUUCUACUAUCGGCAUAACAUAUGGAAAGAGAUGAAAGUUAUUUAUCUCUUCAUCCGACAGAGUAACGUCUCUCGCCAACCAAAAAUUUAAAUGAGAUGUAAGCACGAGUCUUAAUCUAGAUCUUCGUUAGCUUUUUCAGCGAUUUGACGCCUUAAUGUUGCAACAAAAAUGUUAGCAGAGCAAAUGUAAAAAAAAAUACAAACAGGCAUACACAUCAAAUACAUUCCGAACAUAGUUUCACACGAUUACUAUACUACAGCAAGAGCAAGAAAUAAAUAGUAGACGUAGAGUUUAGCAA
Molecule: messenger RNA, 1899 nt
Organism: Anopheles funestus (African malaria mosquito)
Lineage: Eukaryota; Metazoa; Arthropoda; Insecta; Diptera; Culicidae
Gene: Gdap1
Product: ganglioside-induced differentiation-associated protein 1
Exons: 3
Coding region: 442-1386 (314 amino acids)
Biological process (GO): mitochondrial fusion; mitochondrial fission
Cellular component (GO): mitochondrial outer membrane
Source: RefSeq, a predicted model, not a curated record